Messenger RNA from Parathielavia appendiculata, 2799 nucleotides. RefSeq lists its product as uncharacterized. Gene Ontology annotation, cellular component: membrane. The record is from RefSeq and is a predicted model, not a curated record. Gene Ontology annotation, molecular function: ATP hydrolysis activity; ABC-type transporter activity; ATP binding. Gene Ontology annotation, biological process: transmembrane transport. Lineage: Eukaryota; Fungi; Ascomycota; Sordariomycetes; Sordariales; Chaetomiaceae. Bases 1 to 2799 code for a protein of 932 amino acids. The transcript is spliced from 5 exons.
AUGCCAGACCCGUACGACACAGUUAGCGCAGACCCUUCCGCCGGUCUGCCCCUUCGCCAAGUCUUGAUGAGCCUCCAUUAUGCUUAUCCGACUAUCAUCUUCGCCUACUACAUGGCCACAUCCACCGUUGCUGUCUGCACUCUGCAAACCAUCUCCUCGGAACAAGCUCACCCCCGCCGGCGGGCCAUCACAUGGUCCCUCGCCUUCAUCAUCCUCACUUACUUCGCCCAGCUACUCGCCCUGGGCACUCAGGGCGCAAUCCGGCACAUCUUCCCAUUCGCCGACCAGGAUACCGUUAUUGGUCUCAUGUCAUGCGCCCUGGUAUUCGGCGUUGUCUUUGCUGGCCUCUCGGAAGCCACCAACCCGGUGUGGUAUCCAUAUAUGGGUUGCUUCGGCCUUGCUCUCGUCUUCGAGCCGGUCCUUGCUACCGUCGCUCUGAUGGUCCGGCCCCCAGGACCUAUUGACUUCAUAGGCUUCUUCGAUAUCUCUGCCGCCGCUGCCAGAUAUCUCGCGGUCAUACUGGCCUUGGGGUUCUUCUUCGAAGGGAACCGCAGCGCCCGACAAGAUAAAGGCACUGAUUCCGAACGGCAGAGUCUGCUCAAAUCGAAUGUUCAUGCCAAUCAUGACUCCGACUCGGAUGCUCGGAGCGACGGAGCCCAGCAGAACGGCUAUGGAACCACUUCGGAUUCUUCGACCGACAGCAACCAGUCCUCGGACACGGACGACGACGAGAACCCCUAUGAGAGGCGGCAGCGGCAAGCCAGCGAGGCGAUGGAGAAGAGGCUGAAGGAGAAGGGGAACUGGGUCACAUAUGCCAAGAGUUUCAUGGUUUUCUUCCCUUAUAUUUGGCCUGUCAACAACCGCGCGCUCCAGGUCCGGGUCGUACUCGUCGGGCUCUGUCUGCUUGCCAUGAACUUCAUCAACUUUCUUAUCCCGCGCCAGCUGGGCAUUAUCAUGGACAGUCUCAGUGGCAGGAACGACAGAAACCCUUGGAACGAGGUUCUCUUCUUUGCAGGUCUCAAGUUGGUCGCCUCCGAGGCAGGGCUCUCGCUGUUACGACAAUGGCUCUGGAUCCCCGUCGAGUUCUACUCCUUCGGCGCCAUUAGCACGGCCGCCUAUUCGCACGUGCUGAACCUGUCGUCUGAUUUCCACGACUCCAAAAGCUCCUCCGACAUCAUGAUGGCCAUCUCGUGCGGCCAGAGCAUUUCCAAUAUCCUGGAGUCGAUCUGCUUUCGCGCUGUGCCGAUGCUCAUCGACAUGGUGGUCGCCUUUCUAUAUCUCUCGGCAACCCUCGGGCCGUACGAGGGUUUCAUCACGAUUGCUACCGCCGCCGUCUUCAUGUACAUUGCCACCCGCAUGAUCGCUGCACUCAAGUCCGCACGCAGGAACGAGGUCGGCGCUUGGUACAAGGAACACUAUGUGCGCCAGGCCGGAAUCCAAGGCUGGUCAACCGUCGCCAGCUUCAACCAGAUAGGACACGAGGAAGACCGUUACUCCACGGCGGUUGAAGAUCGCGUAGCCAAAACACAGAAGGUCUACUUUGGCUAUGUCCUUGCAUACGCCCUUCAAUUCCUCGUGCUUUUGUCUGGCCUCCUCGCUGGCGCCUUCUUGGCAGUAUACCAAAUUACCCAUGAAGGUGGCACCCCCGGCCAGUUCAUUAUGCUGUUAACAUACUGGGCCCAGAUGGUGUCUCCUCUCAGUUUUUUUGCUGGUCUGGGUAAGAGCAUCUCGAGGGACCUUCUUCAAGCGGAGCAGCUCUUGGAGAUCAUGCAGACCAAGCCGAGUAUCGUCAGCAAAGAGGGUGCGCCGCCGCUGCGGUUCACGGGAGGGGAGGUCCGCUUCGAGAAUGUUUGUUUUUCGUACGACAAGAAGAAGGAUAUCCUCAAGGACAUCAACUUCACCGCGACGCCAGGCAUGACAAUUGCCUUUGUCGGGGCUACUGGUGCCGGCAAAUCUACCAUCCUGAAGCUCUUGGAUCGAUUCUACGACGUGACCAAGGGCUCAAUUCGGGUUGACAAUCAGGAUAUCCGAGAUGUUGAUCUUUACAGUCUUCGAGCGCAGAUCGGUGUUGUUCCGCAAGCCCCCAUCCUGUUUGACGACACGAUCAUGAACAAUGUGCGGUAUGCAAAGCUCACCGCGACCGACGAGGAGGUUUACGAGGCUUGUAAAGCUGCCGCCAUCCAUGAGCAGAUCCUGACCUUUUCUGACGGCUAUCAAACCAAGGUUGGCGAACGGGGCGUCAAGCUCUCCGGCGGAGAGCUGCAAAGGGUAGCGAUUGCACGCGCGAUUCUGAAGAGGCCCUCAAUCGUUCUUCUCGACGAGGCGACCAGUGCAGUCGACACGGAGACUGAGCAGAAGAUCCAGGAGGCUCUGCGAACGCUUUGCGAAGGCCGCACGACUUUCAUUGUAGCACACCGCUUGUCCACCAUUAUGAACGCCGAUCGCAUCAUCGUUGUCACCGGAGGAGAGAUUGUCGAGCAGGGCAGCCACGAUGACCUUAUCCGGGCGGAUGGGAAGUAUGCGGAGCUCUGGUCCAAGCAGAUCUUUGUGAAGCCCAAAGAAGACAAGGAGUCGCGCGAGGACAAGGCAGCUUCCAAAGGGCGAAAAGGGCCCAAUAUUGUCAAUGACUUGAGUGCGGAGGCAACCAGCUCAGAGCUUGCCAAGGUCAAAUCAGCUCCGACAAACGGUCAGGCGAAUGGGCAAGCCAAUGGGCAAGCCAACGGGCAUGCCGAAGGCUCCGACGACUCGGCAAAAACGAAUGGCAACCCGACCACCCCGGCGCACAAGAAAGAGGUAUGA